AUGGAACCACAUCCAUUUCACCCUAUCCGCCCAGUCGAGGCGAAAAUUCUUCAAACAUCAUUCCACGGAGAGGAGUUCCCUAAGGAGGUGCAGGGACCCGCCGACGUCGACGAGAUACUAGAAAUCGAACAACUCUGUAUUAAUCACCCAGUAGUUCUCGCCGAAGUUGAAAAACUGAAGCUUUCCAGCUGGCAUCGCCGUUCUCAAUGA
Molecule: messenger RNA, 210 nt
Organism: Paracoccidioides brasiliensis Pb18
Exons: 3
Coding region: 1-210 (69 amino acids)
Source: RefSeq, a predicted model, not a curated record